Messenger RNA from Mustela erminea (ermine), 7791 nucleotides. It is a transcript of the gene MTCL1, whose product is annotated as microtubule crosslinking factor 1. Gene Ontology annotation, molecular function: microtubule binding. Lineage: Eukaryota; Metazoa; Chordata; Mammalia; Carnivora; Mustelidae. Gene Ontology annotation, biological process: establishment or maintenance of epithelial cell apical/basal polarity; microtubule bundle formation; regulation of autophagy. Gene Ontology annotation, cellular component: midbody; lateral plasma membrane; microtubule bundle. The transcript has 14 exons. The record is from RefSeq and is a predicted model, not a curated record. Bases 1812 to 6797 code for a protein of 1661 amino acids.
UGACGUGAUAGCUGCAUCGGGUACCAGCUAAUCCUUAAAGAAGUGUGGGGACUACAGGCACAGCUGUGAGAAGACAGCGGGAAGGGAACUAAGGGGCCCUAGAAGGCAGGGGUUGGAUAGAGGGGUUUGUGGGGAGCGCUGGUAGACAACAGGGGGAGAGGGAGCACCCCACUGCACGCGCUACGGAGGGGUCCGCUCGCGUCUCCCGGACCUCCAAUAUACCGCAAGGAGUCAGGGCCCGCCUCCCUCCCACCCCACUUUACCCCUGCUCACUUCCUCCCCUCCCCAGCUCAAGGCACUGUCCAGAGAGCCACAAAAAGCGAGGAGGGUCCCAGGGCGAAGAAGGGCGGGGGCCGCAGCAGGCGCGCGAGCUUGGGGAGCGCAGGCCCCGCCCCACCUCCGGCGCCGGCUGGCGGGAGGCGGGACAUGCGCACGCGGUGGCGGGGCGCAGGGCGCGGGGAGGCGGGGGAGCGCGCGUGCAGUUCUCAGCCGGAGCGGGCGGGCGCUGCGGGAGUAGGGCUGCCGUGGGCGGGGAGCCGGACGCGGGAGCGGGGAGCGCGCCGCCAGCGGGCGAGUGCGGGUGUGCGAGGCCGCGGCGGCAGACCCGAGAGCCCGGAGCGCCGAGUCUAGGUGAUGCGAGCCGCGCGGAGCCGCCGCGCUGCUGUGCGGGGUGAACUCGAGCGGCGUUGACCUCAGCGAGGGGAGAGCGGGACGCGGCGGCUGCCAGCCCCGCGGGGAUCCUAGGGGCCAGGGGUGCGCGGGGCACGGCGGCGGCGCGGGAGCGCGGGGCGCAGACCGGGCGGGGCUGGGGGACAGUGAUGAGCGGGCGCGCGGGGAGGCUGCACGCCGCCGCCGCCGCCGGGAGCAUCUGCCGCCGGAGCUGCUUCUCGCGGCCCGGGACCAGCCGGCCAUGGAGACGCUGAACGGCCUCGCGGGCGGUGGCGCCCCGGACGCGAAGCCGCUGCCGCCCGGCCAGCACCACCGCCACCACCACCUCCACCGCUGGGCCGAGGCGUAGGCGGCUGCACCGUGCGCCCUCGCCCGCCAGACCCUUCCUCAAGGACCUGCACGGCCGGCCCCCGGCGUCCGGCCCGGCUCCGGCGGCCCCCUCCUCGGCCCGAGCCCCGGCGCCCGGCGCUCCACGCUCGCCCAACCUCGCGGGCAAAGCACCGUCCUCGCCGGGAACCCUGGCCGCGCCCGGCCGCCUCUCUCGGCGCAGCGGAGGCGCCCCUGGAGCGAAGGACAAGCCGCCACCGGGCGCCGGGGCCAGGGCAGCGGGCGGCGCCAAGGCCGCUCCGGGCCUCAGGAGGGCGGCGCGCACGGCGCCCGCGGAGCUGCUGCCCCGGGCAGGGAGGCCGCCGCCGCCGCCCGGGACCGACCCGCUGUCCGCCACUGCCAAGGGCCGGAAAGCCAAACGCGGCCCCGGGGUGCCCCCCGCCCGUGCCACCGGGCCCCCGGCCCCCGCCGCUCCAAUCCCCGCCGUGAUCCUCGCUGUGACCUCCUCGGCCGGCUCCCCUGCUCCCGGCUCGCGCAUCAGCCACACAGACAGCAGCUCCGACCUCUCCGACUGCCCCUCCGAACCCUUGUCGGACGAGCAACGCCUGCUCCCCGCCGCCAGCAGCGACGCCGAGUCUGGCACGGGCUCCAGCGACCGGGAACCGCUGCGAGGAGCCCCCACGACGAGCCCGGCAGCUCGGGGGGCGCCGCCCAGCAGCCCCGAACCCCCUGCUCUCCUCGCCGCGCCUCCCGCCGCCGGCGCCUGCCUCGGGGGUCGGAGCAGCCCUGGCGGGGUCCCGGCGGGGUCCUUGGGAAUGGGUGUGGCAGAGGAUGCCGGGGGGCGCGCGCCGCUCGAGCGAACGGUCCCCGGGGUGCCCAAGGAGCCCGGUCCGGGCGAGCAGACCCGACUGGUACCGGCGGCGGCGGAGGAGGAGGAGCUGCUGCGGGAGAUCGAGGAGCUGCGCUCAGAGAACGACUAUCUCAAGGACGAGCUGGAUGAACUCCGCGCUGAGAUGGAAGAGAUGAGAGACAGUUACUUAGAGGAAGAUGUUUACCAGCUGCAGGAGCUUCGGCGGGAGCUGGACCGCGCCCACAAAAACUGCCGAAUCCUGCAGUACCGCCUCAGGAAAGCCGAGCAGAAGAGCCUGAAAGUGGCUGAGACUGGUCAGGUGGAUGGCGAGCUCAUCCGGAGUCUGGAGCAGGACUUGAAGGUAGCCAAAGAUGUAUCUGUCCGAUUGCACCAUGAACUUGAAACCGUGGAGGAAAAGCGCGCUAAAGCUGAAGAUGAAAAUGAAAGUCUCCGACAGCAGAUGAUUGAAGUGGAGAUAUCCAAACAAGCCCUCCAGAAUGAGCUGGAGAGACUGAAAGAGAGUUCCCUGAAAAGAAGAGGCAGCCGGGAAACAUACAAAGAAAAGAAAACCUUUAACCAGGAUGACAGUACCGAUCUGAAGUGCCAGCUUCAGUUUGCCAAAGAGGAAGGCUCCCUGAUGCGUAAAAAGAUGGCCAAGCUGGGGAGGGAGAAAGAUGCGCUGGAACAGGAGCUCCAGAAGUACAAGGCCCUGUAUGGAGACGUGGACAGCCCUCUGCCCACCGGGGAAGCGGGUGGGCCACCCAGCACCAGGGAGGCGGAGCUGAAGCUGCGGCUGAAGCUGGUGGAAGAGGAGGCCAACAUCCUGGGCCGGAAGAUCGUGGAGCUAGAGGUGGAGAACCGGGGCCUCAAGGCGGAGAUGGAGGACCUGCGGGUCCAGUAUGAGCGAGAGGGUUCAGGCCGGGACCACGUGGCGAGCAUUCCUACCUCACCCUUCGGCGACUCCCUGGAGUCCUCCGCGGAGCUCCGCCGGCACCUGCAGUUCGUGGAGGAGGAAGCCGAGCUGCUGCGGAGGUCCAUAUCCGAGAUCGAAGACCACAACCGGCAACUGACGCACGAGCUGAGCAAGUUCAAGUUUGAGCCCCGGCCGGAGCCCGGGUGGCUGGCGGAGGGCGCGGGCAAGGGCGCGGGCAGCGGGGCCCCUCUGCAGGAGGAGCUCAAGUCGGCGCGGCUGCAGAUCAAUGAGCUGAGCGGGAAGGUGCUGAAGCUGCAGUACGAGAACCGGGUGCUGCUGUCCAACGUGCAGCGCUACGACCUGGCCGCGCACCUGGGCCCGCGCGCCCCGAGCCCCCGGGACAGCGACGCCGACAGCGACCAGGGCAAGAAGGAGAGCGAUGGGGAGGAGGGCCGCCAGCCCCAGCCCAAGCGGGAGGGCCCUAUUGGCGGCGAGAGCGACUCGGAGGACAUGUUCGAGAAGACGUCGGGCUUCGGCAGCGGCAAGCCUUCGGAAGCGAGCGAGCCGUGCGCGGCGGAGCUCCUGCGGGCCAGGGAGGACACCGAGUGCUUGGCGAGCAUAAAGCACGAGGCCGAGCGGCUGGAGCGGACCGUGGAGCGCCUCAUCACGGACACCGCGGGCUUCGGCGACGACGCGGGGCUGCAGGGCAGUGGGGAGGCCUCACCGGGGGCUGACGUCCAGGGGGCAGGGGAGACGGGCGAGGGGGGCAAGAAGGAGCCCCCGCUGCUGGGGACCAUCAACGCGAGGAUGAAGGCUUUUAGGAAGGAGUUGCAGGCCUUCCUGGAGCAGGUGAACCGGAUCGGGGACGGCCUGCGGGAGCGCCUGGAAGGCCUGUCCCCGCUGCCCCACCUCACAGAGUCUUCCAGCUUUCUCUCCACUGUGACCUCCGUGUCCCGGGACUCCCCGGUCGGGAACCUGGGGAAGGAGCUGGUCCCGGACCUGCAGUCCAAACUGAGAGGUCAGCUGGAGUGGCAGCCGGGGCAGGAGCACGGGGACGAGCCGGAGCCUCUGCACCGCCGGGCCGACGGGGACGCCGGGAGCUGCCGGCUGGGAGGCCAGAGCUGCUUCAGUCUCGAGAUGGAGGAGGAGCACCUCUAUGCCUUAAGGUGGAAAGAACUAGAAAUGCACAGCCUGGCUUUGCAAAACACCCUCCAUGAGCGAACCUGGAGUGACGAGAGGAAUCUGAUGCAGCAGGAGCUCCGGUCCUUGAAGCAGAACAUUUUCCUGUUCUAUGUCAAACUCCGGUGGCUGCUGAAGCAUUGGAGGCAAGGGAAGCAGAUGGAGGAGGAAGGCGAGGACUUCACUGAGAGUGAGCAUCCAGAGACCCUCCCCAGGCUCGGUGAGCUUGGAGUUCAGGGGGAGCCCAAGGGGGACAGCCCAGACCGAGAUGACAACAGUCCAGGCUGCGGCUUUUCGAUGGGAGAGCAUUCUGCACACCCCGCGGUGCAAACGGGUGACCACGGAUCGAGGCUGCAGCCUACACACGGGGGACAGCUCCACAGGCAGGUGGUGGAAAACCAGCAGCUAUUCGGGGCACUCAAGAGCCUGCUGGAGGACCUGCGCACUGAGCUGCGCGAGGACGAGCACGCACGGCGGCGGCUGCAGCAGCAGUACGCCAGCGACAAGGCCGCCUGGGACGUGGAGUGGGCCGCGCUCAAGUGCCGCCUGGAACAGCUGGAAGAGAAGACUGAGAAGAACUUGGGAGAAGCAGGCUCUUUUACUGACAGCAAAGGAGCAUUCAGAAAGGAGAGGGAGACACACCAGAAGCUCCUUGCUGACAGUCAUGGCCUGGUCAUGGACCUGCGCUGGCAGAUUCAUCACAGCGAGAAGAACUGGAACCGGGAGAAGGUGGAACUUCUUGACCGUCUAGACAGAGACCGGCAGGAGUGGGAGCAGCAGAAGAAGGAGCUCCUGUGGAGAAUAGAACAGCUGCAGAAAGAAAACAGUCCCCGGAGAAGUGGCAGUUUCCUCUGUGAUCAAAAGGAAGGCAAUGUGCACCCCUUUGCCCACCCGGGAAGCCCCCGAAUGCCCCGUCCCUUGGGGGUGUGGCCCUGCGCAGACACUGAUUCCGCCCCGUUUGAAGACCGGCCGCUGUCCAAGCUGAAGGAAUCGGACAGAUGUUCAGCACGGGAAAACCUCUACUUGGACGCCUUGUCUCUGGAUGACGAGCCAGAGGAGCCUCCAGCCCGAGGGCCCCAGCGGGAGUUCAGGAACUGCCUUCCCCAGGAAGAAGAAAAUCACAAAGGAAAUCUUCAAAGGGCUGUGUCUGUGUCCUCCAUGUCUGAGUUCCAGCGUCUGAUGGACGUCUCUCCCUUCCUGCCGGAGAAGGGCCUGCCGUCUGCCAACAGCAAAGAGGACGUCACCCCGCCCCUGUCUCCGGACGACCUGAAGUACAUCGAGGAGUUCAACAGCAAGAGCUGGGAGGAGAGGCCCCCGGAGCCAUGGGCAGACAGGACCGAGGGGGGGCGGGCAGGGAAUGAGGCCAGCGCGGAGCCUUUCCCCGACUCCUCCUGGUACCUCACCACGAGUGUCACCAUGACCACGGACACCAUGACCAGCCCAGAGCACUGCCAGAAGCAGCCCCUGCGGAGCCACGUGUGCGCCGAGCAGGCGGGGGUGCGGGUGCUGCACAGCCCGCCCGCCGUCCGCAGGAUGGACAGCAUCGUGGUGGCCGGGGGUGAGGGCAAGGGCCGGUCAGAGCCCGAGUGCCCGUUUCCCACGAGCAGAGCCAGGGGGGGCGCUGGAGACGCAAAGGGGGGUCCCUCAGAACACGUGCUUAGCAGGUGGCCUUGUGCCCCCUCCAGACACCCCCGGGACUAUGUGGAGGGAGGACUGCGCCCCCUGGAAAGCUCCCUCUGCACCCCCCUGGGGUUCGCCUCCCCACUACACAGUCUGUCCAAGAACAUGAGUGAUGACAUGAAGGAGGUGGCCUUCUCCGUCAGGAAUGCCAUAUGCUCCGGUCCUGCCAAGCCUCCUGUCAAGGACAUGGCCUGCCAGACCAAUGGGUCCCGGACAACAGGGACACAGACGGUGCAGACCAUCAACAUUGGCCUGCAGACCGAAGCCCUACGUGGCAGCACCAUCACCAGCAGCCCCCAUAAGUGUCUCACGCCAAAGGCAGGGGGUGGUGCCACGCCCGCGUCGUCUCCUUCCCGUGGCCUUAGGAGCAGGCAGGUGGCCCCCGCCAUCGAGAAGGUGCAGGCCAAGUUUGAACGCACAUGCUGCUCCCCCAAGUACGGGUCUCCCAAGCUGCAAAGGAAGCCCCUCCCCAAAGCCGAGCCGCCAAACAGCAGGACCUCCCUGGGACUAGCCCCAAAGGGGUGCAGCGAGUCAGCCUGGGCCCGCUCCACCACCACAAGAGAGAGCCCCGUGCACACCGCCAUCAACGAUGGCCUCUCCAGCCUCUUCAACAUCAUCGACCACAGCCCCGUGGUGCAGGACCCCUUCCAGAAGGGGACACGGGCCGGGAGUCGGUCUCGCUCAGCAGAACCUCGGCCAGACCUGGGCCCAGGCCAGGAAACAGGCCCCAGUUCCCGAGGACGGUCCCCCAGCCCCAUCGGGGCUGGCUCAGAGACGUGGAGGGAGGAAGGGGGAGAGGGCACGCCCUUGAGGCAGGACUUAUCCGCUCCCCCUGGUUACACACUCGCUGAGAACGUAGCCCGGAUCCUCAACAAGAAGCUGUUGGAGCAUGCCUUAAAGGAGGAGAGGAGGCACACGCCCCCAAGUCUUAACAGUGACAACCACACGGGAGAAAGAGUCAAAGCUGAACCAGGGUCCAUCGAGGAACUACCUUGUUCCGCACUAGCUCCAUCCCUAGAACCCUGCUUCUCCAGGCCCGAGAGACCAGCAAACCGUCGCCCUCCGUCCCGUUGGGCCUCACAUUCCCCCACUGCCUCACCGGCUCAGUCACCCGGAGACCCAGCCUCAUUGGAGGAGCUCGGCGACGAGGAGCCACCAGGGGAGAAGACACACCUGUGACGAGUGCAAAGUUUGCAUGGAUUAUCAGGGAAUAAUUCCCUGUAAUUUGCAUAACCACACUGUCGUCAUCAACCAAGCUCCGCCCACAAGGAGAGAUCUAGCUUUCCCAAGGUCAAAGAAUGUUUUUUAAAAAACACACAGCUGCUGAAUGUCCAACCUGUGAACCUGAGAUGUUUCCAGAACGAAACCGUAAACGUGCCUGUAAUAAUUUUUUUCAUAGCUCAGAAAACUAUUUUUGUCUCCAUCUUUUUUACACACAGUAUAUUAAACAAAAAAAAAAGCUAGAUAAGAUAUAAAUAAAUUUAAACAAUAAAAGUUUUAAAGAUGUACAUUUUAAGAGAUUCUGAACACCCUUGCUCUCGAUACUGGCUGCCUCUCUGUUAAAUUUGCACUGUUACACUUUGGUUUGGUUAAUUUCCACGUUGAAUUAGGGUGUGUUAAGUUAAUUUUAUUUUGUCAGUGUCUUGGGUUUUUAAGAAUUUUUGAAAUGCUUCAGACUGUCUGAUUCAGUGAACUUUUUGUAGUGAAAAAGCCAUGAAGCCAGUCGACAAGACCGACAUCCUCUCUGUGUGAGGGGAUACACGUCCGCAUUCUUGAAAAGGUACAGAGUCCUCAGCUGGGCUUACCAAAUUUGCUGUAUAAUCCACGUACUCUACUUGACUUGCACGUCUUUGGGUUCGAAGCGCUGGGGUGCCUGUACAUACUGCUGCUGUGGUCUCGCCAUCGCCUAAGUGUGAGUCACCUGUCCCACUGUAAUACGUUGUGAAUCCCUCGUACUGUACUUUUAUCGUUGUCCUCCUGCACUGAGAUACAACAGCAAUGGCAUUUUUAAAUUAUUGUUAACGAUGAACUGGCAAUAUGCAGUGUUUACUCAAAGUUUUCUUGUUUAAGGAAAAGCACUACAAAAAGUCAGGAGGGUACCACACUGAAUCAAAGGAUGGUGCCUCAGAGUCUGUAUGAGACAAUGAUGAAGUAGAAAUAAAGCCUUUACAAG